AUGCAGCGUUUGGCUGCUCUUGGUUCCCGGCAUUUGUUGUUGUUAGCUUUAACCGCUUUGGUUUGCAAUUGCAACAAUCAUGCCCGACAAUGUCGCUUCAAUAUGGAACUUUUCAAGUUGUCGGGCCGUGUGUCGGGAGGCGUCUGCCAGAAUUGCCGCCAUUCGACGACGGGUCGCCAUUGUCAUUACUGCAAAGAGGGUUUCUAUCGUGAUCCCUCAAAGCCAUUGAAUCAUCGCAGAGUAUGCAAACCCUGCGAAUGUCAUCCCAUUGGAUCGACGGGUAAAACAUGCAAUCACACAUCCGGUCAAUGUCCUUGCAAGGAUGGUGUUACCGGUCUCACCUGUAAUCGUUGUGCCAGAGGAUAUCAACAAAGUCGUUCACAUAUUGCCCCAUGUAUAAAAAUUCCUCCACGCAUCAGCAAUAUGUUGGAUACCCAGAAUACAGCUCCUGAGCCUAAUCCUCAUGACUCCGCAUCACCUUACCGCACGGAAGGUGGGAGGGAGUGCGAAAAAUGCAAGAUAAGCACCAAAAGAUUAAACCUCAACAAAUUUUGCAAAAGAGAUUACGCAAUAAUGGCCAAGGUGAUUGGACGGGAACAGAGUACCGAGGUGACGAGCAGCGAACAAUACAACACCAAAGAAAAUCAAAAAAUGAACGACGCGGACAGCGACGAAAUGGGGAACGAUCGGAACGCCGAGGAGGCGGAGGAGGAGGGGGAGGACACAACCGUAAAAUACAUCAUACAGAUACAGGCAAUUUUCAAGCGCACACCCCUCGAGUACGCAACAACGAAUACAAUACUAAGACGAGGUCCUAUGACCUGGAUCAUACCGAUUAAGAACUUAGAAUGUAGAUGUCCCAAAAUUAAAAUGAAUAAAUCUUAUUUAAUUUUGGGCAAAGAUUCUGAAGCUCCACCCGGCUAUUUGGGUAUAGGCCCGCGCUCAAUUGUCAUCGAAUGGAAGGAUGAAUGGUAUAGACGCAUGAAACGUUUCCAGCGCAGAGCGCGUACAUGCGAAUAAAUUUAAAUGUAGUGUUUUUUUGUAUUCUUUUAAUUUUAACUUAUAUUAUGAUUUGUUUAUAUAAAUACAUAUUAAUACGAGUAUAUCAUUUAAAACACACAUACAUACAUAUACACACACAAAAAUUUAAAUACUAAAAUAUGAAGAAAACAUAACAUGAUAACAAAAAAGCAAAAAUUAUCAUAUUCACAUAACUUUUAAGCCGGAAAUGAAAACUUUGCCAAAUGCAACAAGAAAAAAAAAUUUUGUAUAAAUUAAGGAUAACUUUUUUAUAUUAUUUAGAUUUCAUUAUUAAUAAAAACGUAUAUGUAGUUUGUAUCAAUAACACUUACAAAAAAACAAAGAUAUGCAAGCAAUAUAAAUAGUUUUAAAAAAAUAAUUAUAAAAAAAGUUGUGGACAAAAUUAUAGCAUACCUAAUAGUUGCUCUAAGCAAAUCGUCACAAGAACACGCCAUUAGGG
Stomoxys calcitrans (stable fly) is the source of this 1480-nucleotide messenger RNA. Its product is annotated as netrin-A-like. Gene Ontology annotation, molecular function: protein binding. The transcript is spliced from 7 exons. NCBI's taxonomy places the organism in Eukaryota, Metazoa, Arthropoda, Insecta, Diptera, Muscidae. The record is from RefSeq and is a predicted model, not a curated record. Bases 1 to 1020 code for a protein of 339 amino acids.